GUGUUUUUCUGUCUUUGUAAAAUGUCGAAUUUAUUGGAGAAGGCAAAGAACUAUGUGUCAGAGAAGGUGACAAACAUGAAGAAGCCAGAGGCCAGCCUUACAGGGGUUGGUCUGAACACCGUGAGCCGUGAUGGUGUGGAAUAUAAUGCAAAGGUCUCUGUGGACAAUCCCUACAGCCAUGCACUUCCCAUUUGUGAGAUCUCUUAUAUCCUCAAAAGCGCCGGCAGAGUGAUUUUAUCCGGGAAAAUGCCAGACCCUGGCUCACUGAAAGCAAAUGAGAAGUCAAUGCUAAACGUACCGUUGAAGGUGCCACAUAGUGUAGUAGUGAGUUUGGUAAGGGACGUUGCAAAGGAUUGGGACAUUGAUUAUGAGUUGGAGUUGGGUCUUACGAUUGAUCUUCCUGUCAUUGGUGACUUCACCAUUCCUCUCUCCAGCAAGGGCGAGAUCAAGCUCCCUACCUUCAAAGAUUUCUUUUAA
Molecule: messenger RNA, 477 nt
Organism: Pistacia vera
Lineage: Eukaryota; Viridiplantae; Streptophyta; Magnoliopsida; Sapindales; Anacardiaceae
Product: desiccation protectant protein Lea14 homolog
Exons: 2
Coding region: 22-477 (151 amino acids)
Biological process (GO): response to desiccation
Cellular component (GO): cytosol
Source: RefSeq, a predicted model, not a curated record